Molecule: messenger RNA, 2640 nt
Organism: Chilo suppressalis (striped riceborer)
Lineage: Eukaryota; Metazoa; Arthropoda; Insecta; Lepidoptera; Crambidae
Source: the annotation of a GenBank genome assembly
AUGGCUCUCACAGCAGCUGAAAAACAGCGACGCUAUAGAGAAAAACGUAAACUAAAUCCAGAAAAGGUUGCAGAAGCAAAGAGAAAGGAUUUAGAGCGCUAUCAUGCAAAGAAACGCUUGGUAAAAGAUAUGACUCCACGCGAGCAUCGAGUGUCUAAAAAAAAGUGGCGAGUUGCGAAUGCCAAAAGAAGAGAUCGCCAAAGAGCGCUGCGAAUAAUUAUGCAUACGCCAGAAUCAACACCUGGAGUUGAGACACCACCACCUUCAGAUAUGAUUUCACGUAAUUUUUCCCCAAGAUUUGUCACGGCUCGUCGACUAUCUACUCCUCAGCCACCGACUCCAAGAUACGGUAGUGCAAGUCCUAACAUAUCUGCAAAAGCUCGAGGUCGAAAAAAAGUAAAAAGAGACAGAUCGAAACUAUUAAGAGAAAAUCUAAAAUUCAAGGAAGAAUUACAGAAAAUGAAAAAAAAGUAUGAAAAGUACAAAAAAAGAUACAAUAGAGCCGUGAAAAAAGAACUUACAAUCAGCAACCCCAAUGAUAGUUAUGAUGUCUUAUCAAAUGCUAUUAAAGAGCGGUAUAAGAAAAUGAAAAGUUUAAAGGAGAGACGCAUUAUACAUAAUAUAUUUAAAGAAGAUAGUAUAACGAAAUCAAGAAAGAAAGUGCAAAUAAUCAAAGACUGCUUAGAUAUUAAUCAGGGUUACUUUAGAAAGCAUACACCAAAGCAAAGAACAAACAUCCUUAAAUUCAAAUUACACGAAUUUUUCAACCGAGAUGACGUAUCUAGGGCCACAGCAGGUAAAAAGGAAACAGUAACUUUCAAAAAGUCCAAAAUGCAAAAACGCUAUCUGCUCGACAAUAUGAAGAAUCUAUUUUAUUCGUUCAAGCGAGAAAAUCCCGAACAAAAAUGUUGUUAUAGUAGUUUCACUUUAAACAGACCAUUUUAUGUAAAACCUCCAUCUGUUGAUGCAAGGGAAACAUGUUUAUGCCGGCUACACACUAACAUAUCGUACCUUUCUGCUGCUCUUUUUAGAAACAAAAUAAUUCCUACAUCUGAUUUGAACACGAUUAUUCAACAAGAAGUUUGCGAUGUGGAUUCAUUGGCAUGCAUGUCAGGAAACUGCUUCAACUGUCAACAGACUAAACUGAAGUAUGAUACAACAAAGAACGACCUCCUAGUGAGCUAUCCUCAGUGGGUAAGAAAAACGGAGAUUGUAGAAAAGUCUGGAAAGAAAAUGAAAGUUACGAAAAAUAUUAAAGAAGAGGUGAAAAGUAAAGUAGAGAAUUUGAUAGAUGCAUUUGAAGAGACUCUCAAAAAUUUCAAAAGACACGUAUAUAACAUAAAAACUCAAUAUAAAAACUACCGAGCGUGUAUAGAUAGACUGACCGAAGAGGAAAUAGCCCUACAUGUAGAUUUCAGUGAGAAUUACAAUUGCAAGUUACAUGAAGAGAUACAAUCACAUCACUUUGGUAGUUCGCGUAACCAAGUAUCCUUACAUACUGGUGUAUUGUACAAUCGAAGCUCACAAAAUCAAAACUUAGAAGUGGAGUCUUUUUGCACAGUAUCGAGCAACCUAUCUCACGGUCCUCCGGCAAUCUGGAGUCACCUUCACCCCAUACUUACCUCAAUUCAAGACCGAUUUCCUAAAAUUCUGAAAGACAGUAGUAAAGUGAAAAUGUACCUUAUAACUGAUAAAGACAUUGAAAAAAUUGCGAGAGAAGUUCCAGCACAAAUAGUGCCUUUGUAUGGUACAAUGAAGGUACAUCAAGUGUUUACAGAAGAAGUGGGAACUCUGAAGUAUCGAGAAUUAAGCUGUUUUUGCCAACGUGGUUUCUGCUCCUGUAUGUGCCCGAAAAAUUAUUCUCCAUUAAAGGAUACGGUCGAAGAAUCUGAAGACAGCAAUUCCGCAACUUUAGCGGAUAUAACUAAUUUUAUUGAACAUAAAAGAAAAUCUAUAUAUAAUGUUAUAUACAAUUCAAGCUCGGAAUCCGGUGACAAUAUUCCAUUAACCGAAUUAAAAAAUAGAUCAUUUGAUCAACCCGGCCUGUCAAAAGAAAAAAAAGACAACAACGACUUAAUUGAGAAGGAAAAUAUUCAUCCAAGUAAAGUCAAAGCAGGUGUUUACAUUUUAGUUAAAAUUUGCAGUUCUAAAAAUGAAUACAUUUAUCUUGGCAAAGCAUUAAGCGAAGUAGACGAUGACGGCGAAGUAAAAAUAGUGUACUUGAAGUCUGUUGAUGAUACUGCAAAGAUAUUCAAAUUAAUUGAAAAUGAUGUAUCAUAUGAACAAUAUGAGAGUCUACUAAAAAUUGUUUCCGAACCUCAAAAAGGCAAAAGCGCAAGUUGGCAAUAUGUCACUUUAUUUCUUAAGGUAUCCUCCACCCACUCACCAAUUUUCAUGAAAAUCGAUGGAGAUUCAACGAAAUCGGAGGUGAAAACCUUCAUGGACUGGACUAAUUACUCAAGUAAAAAUGAUACACACAUCAAGAUAUGGCUAAUAAACCCCAUGGACAUUCCGAACCUCCCCCAGCAGGUGCAGGAGGUCCUGGGUUGCAAGGCAGCACCACUUCUAAACCGGCGGGACCCAGAAGUGGCGGCCAACGCCGACGCCACGCGGCUGUAUCUCAUGAACCGUGAUAGAUAA